AUGGCCACCAAACCUACAGAGAAGCAUUCUGCGGUUGCGCACGAUGUCGAGAUCAUACCUGGAACAGAGAUCAUGGCCGAUGUUGGCGGCGUCCACUAUGCUCAUGCUGGAGGUUCGCAAAGUGGCUCGGUCCUAAUCCCUCAACCAAGCAAUAAUCCCUCUGACCCUCUCAACUGGAGUCUGACCUGGAAGCUCACCACUGCUCUCUCGCAAUUACUCUACGUCUGGGUCCUGGUCUGCUCCGCCUUGUCAUUGGCUCCGAUGUUUCCAUUCCUGGGCAUGGAGUUUCAUCUAGGCCAACAGCAGCUCUCACUACUUACUGGGUUGAACGUGAUCACCCUGGGGUUUGCCAACAUCUUCAUUGUCCCAUUGUCUAACAUCUUCGGCCGCCGACCAAUCAGUAUUUUCUUUGGCUUUUUGGUCAUUCUCACUAAUAUCUGGCAAGCUCUUGCUACGACCCACAAGAGCUUUCUAGCGGCUCGUGCUUGCAAUGGUAUCGUCGCCGCGACCAGUGAGACGAUCAUGGUGCAGGUCAUUGCUGACAUGUUCUACCUUCAUGAGCGUGGUGCCUGGAUGGGCUUGUACUUCACCUUCUACUUCAGCGGUGCCUUCCUCGGCCCCAUCAUGUCUGGCAACAUCGCCGCCCGACACGGCUGGCGCAGCUUCUUCUGGCUUUCCGUCGCCCUGGCAGCCUUCGUGACCAUUCUCCUGAUCUUCGCCUUUCCCGAGACCCGUUGGCGACGAAGCAACGGCAACCAUCCCAGCUCCUCAAAAGUCACCAAGGAUAUGAAGGACAACCCCCACAUCCAAGACGCACCCAUCGACUCCGAAGCUAACAGCGAACACCACGACGGCCAACUAGUCGGCAAAGGCCAACCCAGCAAAGCCCAAUGGUCGCCCAUCCAGAGACCAGACGGCAAAUGGCUGCAAUUCAUCGUCCGCGACCUGACAACCCCCUUCCUCGUCUUCUUUAACCCAAUCAUCUUCUGGGCAGCCCUCAUGCUCGCCGGACCAGCCGAUCUACUCCUCCUCUUCAACCUCACCGAGUCCGGCCUCUUCGGCUCCCCAGCCUACAAUUUCUCUCCAGGCCAAGUAGGCUACACUAACUUCGCCUUCUUCGUAGGCGGUCUCAUUGGUCUCGCCACUGCUGGACCGCUCUCCGACUGGACCGCUCGACUACUCACGAAAAGGAACGGAGGGAUCCGUGAAGCGGAGUUCCGUCUUCCGUCCAUGAUUCCAUACGUGAUCUUCUUCAUCAUAAGCCAUGUCGUGGGAGCAGUAGGCUACACUCAACUCUGGCGCUGGUCGGCUAUCGUCGUCUGUGGUUUCGGGUUCUCCGGUCUUGCUGUCACUUCCAUCCCUACGAUCGCAAUCGCGUACGCCGUUGACUGCUACAAGCCCAUUUCCGGCGAGAUCAUGAUCGUCGCGACGGUUUUGAAGAAUGUGUUGGGGUUCUGCUUGAGCUAUUGGGUCUUUCAGGUGCUGGCGGAGAAAGGAUGGAUCGCUGUUGUCGAUGUUCCCGGUCGUCUUGACGAUACCCUUGUACUUCUGGGGCAAGAGUCUGAGGAGGUGGACGAAGAAUUCGGAGCUCCAUCGCAUGGAGGCUAUGCUCUGAUUAUGUGA
This is a messenger RNA of Recurvomyces mirabilis, 1623 nucleotides long. RefSeq lists its product as uncharacterized. The transcript has 2 exons. Lineage: Eukaryota; Fungi; Ascomycota; Dothideomycetes; Mycosphaerellales; Teratosphaeriaceae. Gene Ontology annotation, biological process: transmembrane transport. Gene Ontology annotation, cellular component: plasma membrane. The record is from RefSeq and is a predicted model, not a curated record. Gene Ontology annotation, molecular function: transmembrane transporter activity. Bases 1 to 1623 code for a protein of 540 amino acids.